AUGAAGAUGGGCUUUAUUCGGCUCGGCAGCUACGCCCUGCUGGCCUUUGUUUUGCUGAGUUUUUCAACUUCCCAGGCCGCCGCACCGCCAAAAAUUGAAAGAGGUUUGUUCUACGUGCAAAAAGAGCUAUUAAGAAAUAAUUGAUGUAGGGGGGGUGAUUCUUCUUUUUUUGUUCUAGGGAGAAUAGGUUGGAUUUUUUUGAACUUCCGUACUUCAUAUUGAAUAAUUAUUUCCGUUUUUCACGUUUCCUCAAACUACUGUAUUGAAAAUGUUCAAAUCGAGGGUAUGUUAGAGUAUCCUGUUUGAAUAUUCAUUAAUCAAAUUUUCUGAACUUCUCAACUGAAAAUUAGGAAUCUUGUAAAUUUAAUCACGUAUAAAUCACAGCUCAUAACUUGAAUUGUCUUGAAUUUCAGCUUUUUUAAAUGUAGAAGUUAGAAAAAAAAAACGCAACGCCCAAAACUUUCUCAAAUGACCGUGAAUUGGGGUCGACGCGAACUUUUGGUGCGCGAGAUUUUUCGCCAGGGACACGAUGUUUAUCGCUUCCUUCGCCCAAACAUUCUUAAUUUAUCUGCACUGCAACCAAAAUCAAGACAAAUUUCGAGAAGUUUCUCAAAAUUGACGAGUUCCGUGGCUGGUAAUGAUAAGGAGAAGCGUAGGCGAUGAUAACGGAGGCUUAAAAUUGUCUGCGGUCGGUUUUCGCCGGUCACUGCACUUUGAUUUGAUGGUUUUCGCGGAAUCAUCAUAAACUACGAAGAAAGAGAUAAUAAAUGUCCUUUGAUGGCUUAAGAAAUUUAUGAUUUUUAAUAUUGACAAAAAAUUGGUCGGUUUUUUAGAUCUAAUCGAGAAAUUUUAAUAUAACUACAAGUUCACGUCUAUCUGAACAUUUUGGAAUAAAGUGAGAAAACAGUUGCAUUUUCUAGCUGAAAUCAUUUUCGAUAUCGUAGCUCAUAUAAGAAGUUUGUUCACAAUUUCCGCGAGUAUCUAAAAAAGCCAUUUUUUUUUUUCAAUUUUUCCAAUCUUACAUCCAAAAUUUUGCCGAACUGUUUCCCUAUGCAAACUCAUAUUUGCUAGAAAAAUAAAAAACCCAAUUUUAGUGCCGAUUUCAUCAUUUAAAGAUUUUGGUGAGUUUUCUCCGUUGUCAGUGACUUUUUUUCUUUCCAAUUAUUCAAACUUCAAGCAUGUUCACGGCACAUUUUUCCCCAUCUUUCGCUUUUUUGGGGUUUUUUUUUAGUUUAAAUAUCAAUUUUCGGGCUUCUUUACCUGUGCAUUCUCGUUUCUGUAUAGGUAGUACGGGGCAUUUUUCGCGAUGGCCGUCGUCAACUUCGCGAAUUUCUGCCAAGGGUUCGUUUAAGGGGUGGCUUUCUUGCACUAAUCUGUUGGUUGCUUUUUUUCAUGUUGGUGGAAGUUUUUUUUUAAUACUUCGUGGCUUUGAUCAUUUUUUUUUUCCUAUAUGAAAAUGUAGAGUCAAGUUUUCAAGAAAAAAAAAAUCGAGGAUAAUUUUUGAAGUGAAAACUUGUGGUUUCCCUGUUUUCUAUUUUAAAAAUGUUUAAGAGAGGAUUUUUAUGAAUAGCAGAUAAGAAAGUAGCAUUUUGAAUAUCAGAAAAACUUUUCUUGGCAUAAAUUUUCCUUGUACUUUCCUAUUUUUCGCAUUUUAUUUGAUUUAUCUUUGUCCCUCGUUAAAGUACUGCAUGAGUGUGUGAAGAAAAAGCGAGAAAUUUCCAAUUUUCAAACCAGUAUUCUGAAAAAAAUCAUACUUAUAGAAAAAAAGAAGCUUGUUUGAAAUUAUUAUUGGAAAGCUGGAAAUUUCCAGAAAAAUUUUGCUCAAUUGAUCUUACAAGUUAGGAAAUUUCUGCUCUUUCGUUUUAUUUCGAAAUAAACAAUUGAUUUUUUUCAAAAAAAUAAAUGAGCAGAGGUCAACUCUUGCUUUACACUACGUGUUCACCUAUCUUUCAAAUCUCGUGACUCACGUUUUCUCUAUUUGUUUUUUGUUUUCUGUCCGCCAUCGUUCAAAUCGAGGGAAUGUUAUGAAGCGAUUUCAAAGGUCUUGCACCCAGUUUUACGGACGAGGUCGCAGCGAGAGAAACGCUAUAUCGCGGGGGAGCCGCGAGCUAUAUCGCUCGCCUCUCGGCGCAAGGUCGCUCACAUCUCGCUGCUAUGUCGCUCUUUCAAAAAAAUUUUUAGCUCGAUUGGGCUUUUUCUUGAUUUGCUUUCUAUUCUUCAUACUUUUUAUUGGGUUGUAAAUGAUAACAUAUCGGUCUUUAUCAACCUUCUUUACUUUUUUUAUUUAAUAUAAACAAUAUAUUUUUAAUGAAAAACUUGAGAGCAUUAAAGAAAUUUCCAAAUAAUUGAUGAUACAUUUUCGAAUUCGAAGUAAACUGAAAGUAUGUACAAAUCUGAAGAAGAUUGAAUUGAGGCGAAAGAGUGAAGCUUCAAGUAAGAAUAAAAAAAGGACAAUAUGAGGAAAAACAUGUGUAUCGUUCACUUUUCAUAGGAAAAAAAUGUGACUAGGAAAAAGAGUAGUUUCAAUAAAAAAACAGAAAAAGUAAAACCGAUUGUAAGCUCGUAGAUGAUCUUUAAAAAGUUCAAAUUAGAAAAAAUGAAUGAGGGAGGCUCGAAAUGAAAAUGAAAGAAGUUUUGAAAAAAAGAAAAAUUAAGUUAAACAAUCAGAUUGACCCUAAGUUCCCUUUAAAAAAAUGUUACUGUAAGCUUUGACUCGAUAGUUUUUCGGCAUAUCCUUCAUUUGCUGCGUCAAGAACUUUUUCUAAAUGAUAAAACCGGUAAAAAUGAGAAAUACUGAAAAAAAGUCCAACCUUGAAUAAGAGAAUAACUCACAGGAGCGACUGUAUCAAGACAGCAGUUCGUGCUUUCUCGAAAUCAUGCCUCAUUUCUUCUUUUUCCUUACCCAUCGACGCCAAAGUGCAAAUCAUAUCUUCAAGUAAAAAAAUGGAUAUACUGUUUCAAAAAUAGUUUACCAAGAAUCUUAUUGAUUGUAUCCAAAAAGCAAAGUUUCGGUGCCAUCUCCCACGGAUCUUUCUUGACUUUUUAUUGAUCGAAAAAUGUUAGAUGCCAUUUUGAAGUACUAAUAACCUGAAAUUCUUGGUUAAAAACAUGAAAAAUGCGAAAAAAAGGACUUUCAAAUUCAAGAAAGGUGUGCAGUUCCGUCAAAAUAUAUACAAAAAAACGCUUUUUAUCACAACUUUCUUUAAUGGGAUUUCACCCUUUGAAACUCUCUGGAAAUAUGAUGACUGUUGAUUGUAACACCGUGGUGAAAAACUUAGAAACACAGCUGAAAAAAAGUUUCAGAAAGAUUGAGCUCUAUACGAGGAAGUUGUGAGCGAAAAAUACUUUUCCUCUUCUGACGGUACUGUAUGAGCGUUACAUUAGUUGUAAAAUUAACAUUUUAGAAAUAUUAAGUGAAAAAAAAUAGACAUAAAAAAAAUCAGAGAGAAUAUAACACACGAAAAAAAUAAAACAAUUCAAGUAAAAUUUUGAUGGCACGUAAAUAGUGACCAAUCGAUAAUCCGCGACCUCGCGCCGAUAUCGCGCCGGGAGUUUGCUAGAGCUGAGCGAGAUGGCAGCGAGAUAUGUCGCUGCUAUGUCGCGCCACUCUCGCUGCGAUAUAGUCCACGAAACUGGGUGUGGGAACCGAAAAAAAAAUUUCUCAUCAAAAAGUGUCCUGGAAAGAGGUAUUGUUGAUGGGAGUUGGGAAUGGCUUGGAAAUUAUGUUUUUGUACGAUAAAUUUGAUUUUUUUUUUUGUGAAGCGCUAACCGCUUUUCAUGGCUUGGCACACUUGCGUUCAGUUACAAUGGGAAAAUUCCAGUACUUGGUGAAAUUUGCUGCAAAUCGGCUACAUUCGUGAAGAAAAAUCGGUUGAAGCUUAAAAAAUUCUGAAAUGUGUUCCAAAACGUAAGAAAAUAAUCCAAAAACGAAAAUUAUUACGGUUUCGGAGCAAUUUUAGUCCGCCGACAGACACUGUUUUGCGUUUUGAAACCCAUCGGACUUGGGUGAAGCGAAUCGGGCGUUUCGAGGCAUUUAUAGUGACCACUUUAGUAGCGUCAGCACUCUUAAGUGAUCCCUAAAACGUCCGGAGCGCAUCCUGUUCUCGUAACCGAAGUUCGAAAUGUUCCGUAUCUCCGAUGGACACGAAAAUUUACAUUCGAAAAAAAAAAAAUCAAUUUUCAAAGUUAUACUGAUUUUUUUCACGCAAAACCUGGAAUUCUCCCAUCACUUGAUUGAGAUUGAUUCUUUUUUGUUUUUGAUCAUUCUUGCGCUGUUUAAAUAUUUGUUUACAUUGCAGGAUGCGGGAAUGAGACGUUCCAGUGCGACGACGGCCGCUGUAUCCCGGUGGGGUGGCGCUGCGACGGCGACAUCGACUGCAAGAGCGAAGAAGACGAAAAAGACUGUCCCAGUGCGUUUUCGAUGUUUUUGGGGAAAAAUCAGUAUCAGAUCGGAACUUGUUCCAUGGAAGGAGAUUACAGAGGAUAGCCUAAAAGUAUAAAUUAUUCGAAAAACGGACUUCUACCUUUUUUGAAGUUUUUUCUAUCUUUUUUUUUUUAAAGAGAAAGUUUUCUAUUGAAUGAGCUCACAUAUAAGAACCCAAAACUGUCUUUAUUUAUGAUUUUUCACUUCCAUAUGAGUUCAAAAAUUAUCUUCUAUCGUCUCUCGAAGCAUUUCUCUGGGUAAAAGCAAGAGAUUCGAUAACUCGAGCUGCGUCUUUUUCAAAAAGCAUACUCAAUUUUUCAAUAGAACCUGAAAAUGAGGAGAAAAGAACGUCCGAACCUCUCCUUUUCGCACAUUCUUUUGUUAACGGUGAGAUUUAUUUAAAAAGGUGAUUCACUCCGUCUAUGUACUGUGGCUUCAAGGAAUUAUGGCUUUUCCUAGUUUAGAACCAAAAUUUUCGAAUCCACAUUUUGAACAGUUUUAUUCCAGCCGACUGUUCGGUGGGAGAGUACAAAUGCACGAACUCUUUCCCGGAUUCUCGCGGCGUCAAACGACGUCUCCAGUGCAUUCCGGCGCGCUGGAAGUGCGACGGCGAAAUCGAUUGCGAAGAUCGUAGCGACGAAAAAGGAUGCGAAUGUUGGUUCAAACUGAUGUUUCGAAUAAUGAUGAAGCUUUUCCAGCGGUCAACUGCGGCGCUGAUCAGUUCAAAUGCGACGAGUUCGAUGGCAACUACGCUCUGUGCAUUCCCAAGACUUGGGUUUGCGAUGGACAGGUUGGAAAUUGCUUGGAACUUGGGCUGGAUCCAACCUCGGAAUGGACAAAUUGCGGCCAUUUUAAUAGAUUUUCGAGUUUUUUUGCGCGCUAAAGGCUUGGAUUGGAUCUAGCCCACGUAUUCUUGAAAAUAUCUGAAAAUCACUCACUUCUCGAAAGUUGAACCAGAAUAGACUUGAAAAAAAAGCUGGACGUAGAAAAGAAACGUUUUCGAAACGAUAUUUAAAUCUUUAAAAAAAUCAGUAACUACUCCCAGGGAAAUUUCUGGCUAUUUUAUCUAAAUCGGAAGCUCUCGAUACGGAUUAUAUUGUAGGAACUACUGAAAUAAGGGAUCAAAAAUAAAAGGACAUAAAAAUCACAUAAUCUUUUUCAAAUCAUUAAAAAACACCGUUACAUAUCAAAAUUUUAGUAGAUUUUGAUCAUUUAGAGCGAAUUUAUAGCCAAAGAAAUCAAAUAUGUAUAACUUUUUUCACGUCUCAAUUCAAACUUUUUUUUUCAUAUCAAAAACUGUUUCUGAGCUUUGGAAAAUUCCACAAUGAAUAACCUUGCUCUAGUAUUUUUUCACCUAAAAUUUAUUUAAAUUUAACCAAGGAAUCACGUUUUACGAUUUUGUCGCUUACAGAAAGAUUGCGCCUCGGGAAACGACGAGGAGAGCUGCGUGAAGAAAACUUGCGCCGACUCUGACUUUACGUGAGUUUCAAGCAUUAUUUUUAUCCGAAAAAAAACGUGAGGCUCUUUUCAGAAGGAAAUGUUAUAUAAUUUUACUUUUCUGCUUGAAGUUUUCUGUAAUUUCGUCAAAACUUGAAGGUCCUUGCCUUUUAUUAGCUCAAGACCUGAUUUUGUAUCAAUUGCAAGUUUUUUUAAAGGUCUUAGCUGCUUAACGAAUAGUUUGCCCAAUUAUCGAUUGUUAGGUACUUAAAUCUAGUGUUUCAAAGGCCGAUUCAAUAAUUCCAAACUGAUAACUGACUCUCCCUCGUCAGGCAUAGUAGUCAUUAAAAGUUGGAAAAUAUUCUCUCUCAUUUGCCUUUUUUCAGCUGCGGUAACGGAGUUUGCAUCUUCAAGAGCUGGCAGUGCGACGGCGAAGAUGAUUGCGGCGACGGCACCGACGAGUUGGUCGGAGCUCCUUCCCAUUGCAACAUCACAACGGCCAAGUGCGACCAGAAAGAAAUGUGGAAGGUUUGUGUUGAUGUAGAAAUGAAUACUUCUAGGUCGAGUAGAUUGGGUUAAUCUGAAUAAAAGAGAUCACGUGAAAGAUUAGACCACGAAUAGAGUAUAAAAGGGGUCAAUAUGCACAGAACGGCAUCCAACUCGAACUACUCAACCACCUUCUUCCGCCUCCUGAUUCCUCACUGCCAUGCGCCGCCGACGAUGACGACUAAGCCAACACUCAGAGGGUUUUUAUUGACCUUGUGAGUAUUGGAAGUCAUCAGGAUGUGGUGGUGAGGAUUCAGGAGGUGGAAGACGGUGGUCGAGGCAGUUUGAUGCACUUCUGGGUAUAUCGAUCAUGUUAUACUCUUGCCAUGGUCAUCUCCCACGUGAUCUAUUUUAUUAAGUUUGUUUUCCCGCGAAAAUCGGCCGCAGUUUAAAAACGCCCGCCGUUUCAGUGCCGAUCCGGCGACUGCAUCCCCAGCAAGUGGCGCUGCGACGGCGAACCCGACUGCAUGGAUCACUCUGACGAGAAACAGUGCGAUGACGUCGUUCAUCUCUGCAAGAUUGCUGAGGUCUGAGAGGGGGCAGACGGAUGGAUAAAAAUGGCUUUGGCUAAAAAUAACAAGAAGCUCAUCGCAAAAUUCAUUUGAGAAUAUAGUUCAAAGAAUCUGAUUGAAUAGACAUUCUUUUUGAAAGUUUUCUAGUUUACUUGAAUUUUUUGUAUCAGUUUCGAAUUAUGCGUAAUUGAGCGUGGAAACCACGGAGAACCCUGAAAAAUAUAUUUUGUUUUCUCAAGUGACUUCUUCAUUCUAAUUCCUCCGUGUUUUCUUAAACUUCUCUAUUAGGUUUGAAAAAUUGGUAUUUUUGACGUUAUUUCUUGAAUUUGACCAUAUUUGGUCACUUUUUUCUGGAGUUUUGAGGUGACUAGAGCCAAUCAGAGGCGCUGUUCGUUUUCAGUUCCACAGAGGCGUUAAUCAGUUUUUUAGGUCCCUUUUUCAUGAUACCUUUUUAUUCCUUGUGAGCGUUCUUUAGAGUUUUUAGUUCUUUAAAUUCCUUCUUCAUGGUUCUAUUUUAGUACCUUCUUUAGAGUUCUUCAGAUUCCUACUUCAGACUUCUCUUCUCAUUUCUCUAGAAGCGUUCGAAAUAUUUUUCCGAAAUUCAAAGAAAAAAUGUUGAAAGCAGUCUUCAAUGGAUCUUAUGAAGGAAUUCGCGUGCCACGCGUCGACCCACUGCAUCAACAAGCUGUGGGUGUGCGACGGCGAGGAAGACUGUCCCGACGGCUCCGACGAGACUUCCUGCGACAGGCCCAAGGAAUGCGCCGUCGGCGAGAGAAAGUGUCCCACAGACCCUUCCGAAUCCCACAUCGUCACCUGUCUGCCAGAAACUUCUUGGUUUGUCUCUUUUCGUGGUUUUAUUAGUUUUGAGAAAAUCUCGAUCAAUCCAUUUUCUAAGAAAACGGAGAAAGUUUGACCUAGAAGCCUUUUUGAAAAAAGGAAGGUCUAUUUAUUCAGUUAUCGCUCAUUCGGCGUUAGCUUGUCCCGAUUUUUCUAUUCCUCCGACCCCUUCCUUCGAUACCCGAUGUCUAUCUCGGCGUGCGCCUAUAAUUUAACCUAAGAUAUACGUCAUAUUAAAGGCGCAUGCCAAGCUGCGCGCAUUGAAGCAAAGGUUCUGUAGUUUGAUAGAAAAAGACGUAAAAAGAUGGCGCGAAAUGUACUUUGUGUAGUAGAAAUUUUCGGAGCUGAAGUUCUUCUUUUUUGAGCUUUCGGAACUCCUUCUGUCGCUGGAUAUGCGCCUUUAAUUUAGCUUAAAUUUUUCGUUGUAUUAAAGGUGCAUGCGGAGAGUAGCCGCGCGUAUCGAAGAGAAGGGUAUUGUAGCUAGGAGGAUAAAAAAAAGUGUAAGAAGAUGGCGCAGAAUGUGCCAAGAAACGACAGAUUGAAAAAUAUUUAAAAUUAUCUUCCAAAAAUCAAUUUAUAAUUUACAACAGUUCACGUUUUUUUCUAACAGUUUUUAAUUCUCUGAAUUUUUCAAAUUUUUGUCCUGGUCCGGAAUCAUUGAUAUACAAGGUUUUGUCUUUAAAAAAAGAUAUUGAUGAAUUUUAUAAUAUUUCCAGGUGCAACGGCUUUGAAGAUUGUCCCAAUGGUGGCGAUGAGAAAGACUGCAACGUUACGAGAGGUAGAUUAUUUUUGAAAUUGUUUAUGUCGUGAGCAGAUAUAAAGCUAUUAAAAAAGAGAAUUCGAGAAAAGAUCGAAAAAAAAACCGACGUUUUCAGAAAGUUUGAGGAAAAAGGGUUUUUUUGUAGUCACCGAGUGCAAAGAAGGCAUCGAAUACACGUGUCCGUCGACCCCAACCCAAUGUUUCAAUUAUUUGGACCUUUGCAUGAACAAAAACUCUGACUGUGGCGAUGGAAAUAUGGCUGUCUGCAAUCAGGCCGACAAACUUGGUGAGAAAAUUGGAAAAUAUGGAAGGAAAUAAGUGUUGGCAUUGUUCAGCGUUCUGUAAGAAGAACACGGAAGGCUGUCGAUGCCGCGAUACGUACGUCAAAGGCGUCCAAAUGUGCCAUUGUACGAUCGGAUUCAAGCUUGUCAACGGCGCCUGUGUUGGUGGGUUUCUGGGGGGAAAUCGAAGGAAAAUUUGAAUUUUGAAGAGAUAUAUCCUAAAAAAAGCUUUUAAAAAUUCGGUUGCGUAAAGAUUCUGCCAUGUUGAGAGCUCAUGAAAAAAAUCACCCUUGCUGCAAAAAAAGAAUAAACCCGCCAAACUCGAGCUUUGCGCCAAUGUCAACUGCUCUUUGGGCUAGAAUUUCUUAAAAUUUCAUCGAAUUUUUCGAAGACUGAAAUUUUCGGAAAAAAUAUUUCAAAGAAAAUGAGAGCUUCUAAAUAAAUUUUGGACUCUCGCAGCCAUCUGUUUUAAAAAAUAAUCAGAGCCAAAGGCGGAAAAGUUCAUCUAGAGUAAGCAAAAGAAACGAGGGUCUUUUGCCAUUUUUCAUGAGGUUCUAAGAACUUUUCACGAUUUUACCGUAUUGAAGACAUUUGAGUUGCUCAAUAGUGUCCAGAAUUGAUCUUUUUUUAUUAUUAAUUUUUCACUCUUUUUCGCCAAAAUGACUUCGAACGAACUAUUACGAAAAAAAUCUAAUUAUGAGAAAGAAAAAUGAGAAAAAAAUAUUUUAUCUGCAGACAUCAACGAAUGCGAAGAGUCUGGCAUGUGCGACCAGGUGUGCCACAACACAGCUGGAUCCUACACCUGCUCCUGCAUCCCCGGCUACAAGCUCAGCCGCGACGCGAACCAGCCCCGGUCCGUGCCCGGCCGUUGCCGCGCCAUGGGUGGCGAUCCUCUCGUCCUGCUCAGCAACCGGUGAAUUUCACUUCUCUGGAAAUUUAAACUUGAAGAAAAGAAUAGUUUUGGGAGAUUGAUAACCGAUUUUUCCUAAACUUCCGAUUUUAACAGUCCGUUUUUCGCGACCUGUGAAGGCGGGAUUUAUUUGCAACCUACAAUUAAAAUCUCGAAGAACCUUUUUUUAAGUUUUUGAUGGAGAAUAAUCGAUUUUGUUAACGAGAAACGUGACUGAAAUUAUCCAAAAAAAAAAACGGAUGUUUAUCAUAUUGGCGCCAAAAACACAUUUUGAUUGCUGCAAUACGCCGUUUCAAGCCCAGAAAAAAAUGGAUUUUAUAGUAUUUUUUUUGAUCUUCAAUAUUUUUCGCUAGAAUGUCUUUUUCAUUUGUCUUUUCAUUAAUCCUUUUUUUCUGAAAAAUAAGACAUUCCUGCUAAAUUUUUAAAAAAAGCAUUUUUUUCCUUUUUCGAUAAUUGUGAGGGAGAUAAAGAAUCACACUAAUUGAAUAAAAAUUCUGAAAAAAAUACUGAGUUUUUUCCGUUUUUCAGCGCCACGAUUCGCCAAUUCGACCUGGUCACCAAUGUUCACUUCCCACUGAUCACCAGCCCUGGAUCCGCCGUCGCCAUGGAUUUUCACUUGACCAACGGGGUUAGUUUGGAAAACAAGCCAAAAGAGCUAGAUUUUCUUGAUCCAGAUUAAGAAAUAGGGCUGUAGUAGAAUAUUCUGAAGGCACUUUACUCAAUUUCAAACUUAACAACUUCCCCAAGCUUAAUCAUACAUGGGCUGGGAUCCCAUUCAGCACUUUCACUCCCCCGAUCCAUUGAUCAAUGAACUUUUACAGACCCUCGUUUGGUCGGACAUCACGACGAAGCAGAUCCUCAUGUGCAAAAUCGGCAACGACUCCGGGCCCCAUCACAUGAUUUCCAGCCAAAAAUGCGACCAGGACCGCUUCAUGGUGGUUGACAGCGACAUCCACACGCCGGACGGCCUGGCCAUUGAUUGGAUCCACGACUUGCUCUUCUGGACCGACGGAGCUCUCGAUCAAGUCUCGAAUGAUAACCAUAAAUAUAUAAAUCAAUGCAUAACUUCAGGUCAACGUUCUGAACCUCAAGACGAAGAAACGCCGCGUGCUGUUCUCCUCGGAUUUGGAGGAGCCCCGCGCGAUCGCCGUCGACCCGGAGAUGGGACUGAUCUUCUGGACGGACUGGGGCAAGGAGGCGAGAAUCGAACGCGCCGGAAUGGAUGGACAGAACCGAGUGGUCCGUUUUUUCUGGUUUUUGUAGACAAAAUUUAUUUUUCCAAUGUAAAUGUGAUUACUUUUGUUAUUCAGAAGUUAGUAAUCUCCCAAAAAAUUUUUUGAAGUUUUGGAGUUUUUAAUAAUCUGAAAGUCUUUGAAAGUCGUUUUAUGAAAACUGCACUAUUUUAAAUAGAGGGUAGAACUUUUAAUAAAAAUUCAUGAAGGAAAUUAAAGAUUAAUCGAGAAACUAGAGAAAAAUAAAUUCCUCUCUUUGAAAUAUUCGGAAAAAAAGAAAUAUUUUAUGCAAUUUAGGAUUGAUAUUUUUUUAUUUGGGAGCUUCUAUUAUUUCAAGUUCGUACAGCAAAAAUGGGUGUUUCUCGCCAAUUUUGAAUAAACACUAGAAGAUUGAAUCAUGCUCAAAAUCGAUGGCCUAUCUUUUUUUUUCAGGUGAUUGUGAAAGGUGAUCGCGUGAAAUGGCCAAACGGCUUGGCUUUGGACUACGUCGACAAACGCGUCUACUGGGCCGACGCCAAGAUCAAGAGCAUCUUCAGUUGCGACUACUGGGGCAAGGAUGUCAAGGUGAACAAUCUAUGGCACUUUUCAAAAAUACAUAGAUUUUUCCUUUAAUCAAGAUUUAAUUUUUGAAAUUUACUGCUUGCAAGUUUCUGAUAAAAUCUUCUACAGGACUGAAAAUGGAGCUUUUUUGAGAUUCUUUUAUUUUCCCAAGAAGUAAAUUUUCAUUUUCAGACGGUACUCCACUCGCACGAGUAUCUCCGCCAUCCAUUCUCGAUUGCCGUUUUCGAGGACCGCGUCUACUACACGGAUUGGGAACACGAUGGCGUCAUCACUGUUAACAAGGUGAAAACCCUAAAAAAAAAAGCAUUUCGGGUCGUAAAAAGCAAUCUUUGAUAAAAUUCAUCAAGGAAACUCAUUGUGGGAAAAUUUCAUUUUAUUGGGAAAUACAUUUAUUUUUCUUCUUUCUUAGGCUUUGAGAGUGUAUUUCGAAUGUUUUGAAAUUUAAAAAAAAAAGUAAAAUCAGCUUUGAAACCAUUCAGAGUGAAAAAGAUUGAAUUUCUCUUUCUAUCUUAAAUAGAUCUUAUUUCAUAUAAUAGUUUUUUUCUAACUAGGGAUCGUUUACUCCGCAUGCACUUUUGAUGAAACUCGACUGAAUUGUAUUUUAGGGCUUCCUGAUUGCAGAACCAGAAAACAAUUUUUCGCCACUGGUUUUCGGAUUAAGAAGCUCCAAAGUUCGCAAAAAACGCAAAUUAAUAAAAAAAAAAGGCGCUAUUUCAAGCUUUUGAAGAGUCAAAAAGGCUCUCUAAUAAGGAUAAAAUUAAUUUUUUAAGCUGUAUUCAAUAAACCAUUAUCGUUAGAUUAUUUUCAAAUUUCAGUUCACUGGAAGUGAUGUUCGCAAAGUUAUGGACAAGGUCUCCUCGCCGAUGACGGUCCGAAUUUAUCACAAGCAGGCGCAGCCCCUCAUGGAGAACAAGGUGGGAAAGAAAAAAAACUUUCAGAGCUCGGGAGUUAAAAUAUGAGAAAACUAUAUAAUUUUAUUUCAGUGCAUUGCCUCGAAAUGCGAUCAUAUCUGCCUCCCGCGGGCAGUCAUUCGCCAAUCGGAGAAAAGUUCGGAGACGCCUUGGCACGAUCGCCCGUUCUCCUGCGCCUGCGAGGGGACCACUCCCUCCGAUGUUUUGGAGUGUCUUUGUGAGUUUUCAAAAUCAUUGGCGCGGUGGAAGUUGAAGAAAAGGUUUCAUUAAGGUGCGGAGAUUUGAAAUAUAUUUAAUAAAGAUUCCAAAAAAAUUUGUUUUCAUUAUUUUCACGAGGAAUCUACUCGCAAGGUUUAGAAGCAGAAAGGCCCUUUAUGCGCUUUCAAUGAAAUUUCAAGCUGAUGUGGAACAACAACAAAAACUUGAUCAUAAAAUGUCUAAAGCGAUUUUUUUUUCUUUCUUUAAAAAGAACUGAUUGGAAUUUACGAGUUUCAGCUGAACUCGAGACCGGAUCCGGAGCUGGCUUCUCCCUUUUCACCAUGCUCCUGAUCCUUGCCGCCAUUGGAGGCUUCGUUGGGGUGAGUUUGGAGAGAUUUGUAGGAGCAACAGCUCUCGAAGCGUGAAAAAAUUCUUAGGUUUACUUCUGAUUAUGAAGGCUUUACUGUCCGCCAAUCUUUCCUGGUUAUUUAAAAACUUUUUGAAUGUUAAAUUUUAGGCCAAUCCUUCUUGGUCUUGAAAUAAACUAUAAAAAGUUUGGUUAGAACUUUCGAGGGCUGGAAAACUAUUAUUUUUUUUUUCAAUUCUAGUCAAACUCAAAAUUCCCAUCGACAAAACCGUGUUAGUUUAUUGAAUCUUAGGAUUUUUCCUCUUUUUUUAAUUUAUAUGUUUUCAAAAACUAAUUUUAAAAGCUUAAUAGUAGCCUUUUUCAAAAAUAUACCUCUCUUGGAAGAAUAAUGGAAUAGGUGAAGGUACCUAGGGCAAUCUGUGAACAAAAAGUUACAAUCGGAUCUAGAGAAUUGAGUUUUUUGAAGUUCAAAUGCCUCAACCAUGUAGAUACGAUUGAACAGUUGUUCUUCUUACACCUGAAAAAAUGUCCAAAUUUUAGGUGGCCCUGUUCUACCGCCGCCGCUACACGCCCGGCACUUUCACCGCCCUCAACUUUGACAAUCCGAUCUACCGCCGAACGGUGCAUGACACCGAGAUGGACGAUCCCUUCCGGGACCCGUUCCGUGAAUCGGGCGCCGCCUCCCUGCCACGUCUGAUCGUCGAGGACCCCGAGCAGGACGUUCAGAAUACGGCGAGUAUUGGAAAAAAAAAAUUAGCAAGGACGGUAAAAAAUUGAAUUCGGCGGUUUAGAGAACAAGCCGUCGUCAGUAUUUUCCUUGUUGUUUUUCUGAAUUUGAACUUUUUUGGUUUUUUCCAACAAUUCUUGCGGAAGAGUUCGUUAUUCAGUCGCCGAGGACAAAGGACAUUUAAAAAUCGAAAAUUUCGACAUCCAUUCUCACUAUAGUACUCAACGUUUGAAUAAAAUUGUGUUUCCUUUGACCUCAAAAAGGUGAAAAAAAAUCAGAAAAAUCGAAAAAAAAAAUCAAAAAGUCUCAUUUUUGCUCCAGUUUUUUUUUAUGAAAAUAUUCCACCUCGAAAAAAAUAUGAAAGUUUCCCGUUAGGGCUGAAUAUUUUUUUUGUCCUGAGAAAUUCACGGAAUUUCUCUAUGCUAUGCUCUCAACAGUCAUAAUGGAAAUUCUCCAAUAAAAUUUUUUUCGAAAUGAAAGAAAGUUCUUCAGGCUGCUCCCGCAUCAAACGUCAUUGCUUAG
This is a messenger RNA of Caenorhabditis auriculariae, 14224 nucleotides long. NCBI's taxonomy places the organism in Eukaryota, Metazoa, Nematoda, Chromadorea, Rhabditida, Rhabditidae. The record is from the annotation of a GenBank genome assembly.